Molecule: messenger RNA, 11565 nt
Organism: Coregonus sp. 'balchen'
Lineage: Eukaryota; Metazoa; Chordata; Actinopteri; Salmoniformes; Salmonidae
Source: the annotation of a GenBank genome assembly
GACAGUGCCGUGCGUGGUUUUUCUGUUAUCUCGAGUGUGAUACCGGCUGGAGAAACGCAGUAGCAAGAUAAUACGAGAGAAAGGGGUAGCUAGUAAUAGUGCCCAUACCUGGCCCUUCGUCGCCGAUAAGAAACCUGCAUCUUCUCUGGUACAUAUAAACCUAGCCGUUAAAUGUGGAAACAGGGCUAAGGAGAGAGCGACGCGAGGGAAGGCAACAACAAAUUCUAACUGGGGGUGUGAAGUAAGUUGCCUCCCAAGCGGCGCUUUAAAAGGAAGCAGAAGAUAAUUGACCUAAACAACAGAGAGAAUGGACUACGAUUUCAAAGUGAUGCUGACCGGUGAGCGAGAACGUGUCGAGGAUCUGUUUGAAUACGAGGGAUGCAAAGUGGGAAGAGGCACCUACGGUCAUGUAUACAAAGCAAAGAGAAAAGAUGGGUGAGUUGAUAAUCAGAGCCAGUAUGAAGGCCCUCAGGUCCGCGAGUCUCCCAAUAAAACAACUCGGUUUGUCUUGGUUGCUCCUGUUUAAGGCCCCCCCUCAGACAAACACCUAUUUGUAACUCGUAGUGCGGUGAAAUUUUUUAAGAACCAACUGAAUAAACUCAAUACGUCAUAGCACCUGGAGAACAGGGUCUUGAACUCCAUGACAAAGCUGAUUUGAGCACUGACAUCAGUGGCCCAGCACUAACAGUCGUGCAAUGUGUUCGCUAAAGCCAUCAGCUAAGCUUGCCAUUGUAGGAUGUAUUUCAAAUCAUAGUUUUAAAAGGGCGCCUGUGCUCGCGGAUGAAACGGAACAUAACGGGGGAUGUUGUAACAACAUCUUACGUUGGGUAUUGCAGCCAUUAAGCAAGUUUUGCUCUAAACAGAAUAAUGAGGAUAUUUUGGUAUCAAAUUAUGCCGUGUAAUUUUUUGCAUUUCGAGAUAUUCUAUUUUCGCAGUAAUAUGAACAAACUGCGUGAAGUAGGCCAGCCUCUGUGUGAUAGCAUAUUACAGACGCAGCCAAGCAAGCCAGAGGCAGGUGCAGUCGCGCGCAGGGGAUGUUUGGUCUGGCGGGUUGGAGGUGUCUGGAUCUGGAACGGUCUGGCUACACACAACAUGAUAAUAAUGGAUUUAUAUAAAGCAGUUUUUCCACUGGGUGCUUAAAGCACUUUACAUUGUAUUGAGGAAACUCACCUCCUCUACUAAUAGAAGGAAAGUGUUUAAAAUCUCAAUUGGAGGGACAUGAAAUGUACACAGGUAUUCUGCAUGGAUGAAUGAAGAGGCCCCCUUCAUAUAGAUGAGAUGGACACAAUAAUAAAAGUGAUCCUUCUAUUGACCUCUUCACUCAUGUCUUUUCUCCCUCGCGUGCAGUGUGGAAUAGAACAUGAUGCUGUUAUCUCAUGACCAAGUAAAAGGGUUAUUUCUGUUUUUAUAGAGGUGAUUUACUAUGGUCUAAUUAUUUGAGGCUACAGAAUGUUAUGAUUAUGAAGGUCUCUCUCUGCCAAUAAGAAGUGAGACAGUGGGUGUUAUUUUCCCUACUGUAAAACAACUAGGCUACAGCCUUUUAACCAUGGAGCUUAUGCAAUCACACCAAUUCUCAGGCCACUAUUUCAAAAUGGAGUAAAAGCGCUGUAAAACUUUCAAAUAAUGUUAUUCUAUACAUAGGCUAUUAGACUAAUGUAUGUAGACCAUGCCAAUAACCAGUGUCAUGCAUUUCAUAGGCUAAGUAGUCAUGUCCAAUAAAUUAUUCAAGAUACUGGAAUAUACCGGUUUUGAGCAAUCCCCAAAUUAGUUUGUUUUGCUAUUAUGGUUUAAUUACCUUGUGUUUUUAACUUUAUUGCAUAGGCCUAGUUUUAUAAAAAUAAGAUUUUAUUACAAUGAACAUUUUAGCCCAAACAUGUUAUAGUGUCAGGGGCUGAGACAAAAUCCACUGCAGAUGUAUCCAAGCAUUUAGACCAUAUCAUAGCCAUUUCAGCCAGGCAAUGUUGUUUAUUCCAGUUCUCCCAUUGUUUUAUAAGUGUAUUAACCUCUUCUUGCUCCCUUCCUUAAUAAAUGAUUACCAGUAAAAGUACUGGUUAGGUUUACACUGUACCAUAAUGGUAUUUUAUACAGUGGUCAUGAAGGAAAAGAGCCCAUUUCAGACUGCAGACACCCUGUCCUUCCCCAUCUGUCCCAGUCCAGCCCCAUCCUAGUCUGGUCUAGUCCAAUCCAUUCCUCCUGGCCCCAUCCUAGUCUGGUCUAGUUCAAUCCAUUCCUCCUGGCCCCAUCCUAGUCUGGUCUAGUCCAAUCCAUUCCUCCUGGCCCCACCCUAGUCUGGUCUAGUCCAAUCCAUUCCUCCUGGCCCCAUCCUAGUCUGGUCUAGUCCAAUCCAUUCCUCCUGGCCCCAUCCUAGUCUGGUCUAGUCCAAUCCAUUCCUCCUGGCCCCAUCCUAGUCUGGUCUAGUCCAAUCCAUUCCUCCUGGCCCCAUCCUAGUCUGGUCUAGUCCAAUCCAUUCCUCCUGGCCCCAUCCUAGUCUGGUCUAGUCCAAUCCAUUCCUCCUGGCCCCAUCCUAGUCUGGUCUAGUCCAAUCCAUUCCUCCUGGCCCCAUCCUAGUCUGGUCUAGUCCAAUCCAUUCCUCCUGGCCCCAUCCUAGUCUGGUCUAGUCCAAUCCAUUCCUCCUGGCCCCAUCCUAGUCUGGUCUAGUCCAAUCCAUUCCUCCUGGCCCCAUCCUAGUCUGGUCUAGUCCAAUCCAUUCCUCCUGGCCCCAUCCUAGUUUGGUGGUCUACUACAUUCCUGGCCCCAUCAUAGUCUGGUGGUCUAGUCCAUUCAUCCUGGCCCCAUCCUAGUCUGGUGGUCUACUCCAUUCCUCCUGGCCCCAUCCUAGUCUUGUGGUCUAGUCCAUUCAACCUGGUCCCAUCCUAGUCUGGUGGUCUAGUCCAUUCCUGAUCCCAUCCUAUUCUGGUGGUCUAGUCCGUUCCUGACCCCAUGCUAGUCCAACCCCAUCCAAUCCAGUCCAACCUCAUGAGGUGGAGUCCAGAUCAUCCAUGUCUGGUUUAAUCUAGUCCAGCCCAGAUCCUUGACUGUGACUGGACUUUGUUAUUGAACCUCAACCCUCAGGACACAAAUCAGACCCACCAAGCAGCGGGUCCAAAACAUGGCCAGACUCACUGGCGGCUGUAACCGUGUUUUAACCAGCCCUAAGUGUUCAAAGAUGUUUGUGUUUAUUGUAGGAGGCUGCUGUUUACGAGCCUCUCAUAUCCUAAUUUGUUCUCCUUGAGUUGAACAUGGCCCGAGGAGGCACAAAGAGCGGUUUAUGAGAUUAUUUGGGCCGGGUGGAGGGGGGGAGUUUGUACUAGUGAGGGACUAACCCAGCGUUUGUGUGUCCCUCGCCAGCUGCCGUAGUCUGUUUCCCCUCUACUGUAUUGGGUAUGGGGGUGAGCUUGAUUAUAUUACAUCAAUCUGGAGGUAAUUUAAGCAUCUUGCCCUCCUCUCACAGCCACUCCUGUACCACCAGCUGCCAGCUGGCCUCCUUCAUGUCUCAGUGUAGCAAGGCCCCAUGGUAACUGUAGUGAACUUGGGUUGAUGCUGUAUCUUUUUCUUUGUCUUCAGGAAGGAUGAUAAGGACUACGCCCUCAAGCAGAUUGAAGGCACUGGCAUCUCCAUGUCCGCCUGCAGAGAGAUUGCAGUAAGUGUGUUGUUUAGUUCAAGAGCAGACAUCCCAUAAUGUGUGUGUGAAUGAAUGUUUCUUCUUCUAGCUACUGCGGGAGCUGAAGCAUCCUAAUGUGAUCUCACUGCAGAAGGUGUUCCUGUCACACGCAGACCGCAAAGUCUGGCUGCUCUUUGACUACGCCGAGCAUGACCUCUGGGUAAGACACACACACAGGGUUGGGGAGUAACGGAUUAAAAAGAAACAAAGUGUAAUCAGUUACGUUACCAGCAAAACUAUAGUAAUCAGAUUACAGAUACUUUUGAAAAACUAGAUGAUUACUUCUAGGAUAACUUUUAAAAUGUUUGCCAAAAAAAACAUUAUGUUUCUGUUUUAUCAAUGACAUUUAAAUCAGCAUUAAAAAAAGGCGCAAAUUUAAGGUUGUUCUGCCUGAGCGAGUCUGACCACUAUGAUGAUACACCAAAUGCACUUGAUGGAUUGUGUUAAAAUAGCAGGAAUAGGCUUUUGUAGGCUACAGUCCAAGCUGCGACUGCUGUCGACAUCCAAAGAUUAUUCAACUUGAAUAUACGUUUGGAGGUAAGGACAACAGCGGUGUAGCCUACGGGUGAUACAGAUAUCACUAGGGUUGAUAUCUACAUAGCGCAUUGAUGUGAAUCAUACAGCUGCUCUCUCAUUUAGCUAUUUGCCCUUAUAGAUUGUGGAUGGCUAUUCACAAAUGUAUAUGUGUAUUUUAACCCAAGAAUGGUUGAACUGGAGUAGUUUAAGAUGUCUAUCAAUCUGUUUUUGCGACCAGUGAACAGCCAGUGAAAAUGUGCUCUUGCAACAGUUGCAUAGUGCGGAUCCAACCUAUGGAAUAUAAGUUUGAUGGAGUUCCUCCACUCUAAACUCCUCCUUGGUCUUGUGCUCCAUACUGUCACAAACUAGUUUAAUUUAAGAAGAAUACAAGUGGGGCUUUUAUUGCUCAAUCUAAUUUGUGUUGAUAAAAAAAAAAAUAAUCCAUAGGCGUAACGGACACAUGCUCAAACUCGCGCAUUUUUGAUAGACUUAAAUCGCUGCAAAUUAUCGAAAUAUCAAAGUGUCACCAACAAAAAGCGUAAACAAUAGGCCUAUAGCAGAUGCAGCAUAUGGCAUACAUCAGUAGUGUUCAAAGCAUGCCAUUCCAUGAGAGCAGCAUUUUUUUUACAACUGGAAGCAAUGAGCCCAAUCAGUCCUCCAUGACAACAAAAUCAUAAACAACAGAGUAGGCUAAUAAGUCAUUCGUUUUUGGGUUAUGCUCAGGUAAAACAAUUUGGCUAAUCUAUACUUCCAUAAUUCUAAAUCCUAUUCUUGAAGAUUGAGGGUUAUUACAUUAUUUGGAAUGACUGGAAAUCUGACAGACUUAGUUUUUUAAUGUAAAGAUGAAUCCUAAUCAUAUUAUCUGUAGUAGAAAGCAAUGGGUUAGAAGAAGCCUACAUAACAAACCCAUAAAGUAAAAUGCAACAUCCAUUUAUGGCCAGCUAUGUAAACUGUAACAUUGAUUUAUCCUGCAAUAGAUGUCAUUCAAUUGGUAAUAUUCAUUUUUGUCUUCUUCUAAAAGUAACUGAAAGUAAUCAGAUUACGUUGCUGAGUUCGGGUAAUCCAAAAGUUAAGUUACUGAUUACAAUUUUGGACAGGUAACUAGUAACUGGAAUGGAUUACAUUUAGAAAGUAACCUACCCUACACACACACCACGCAGACCCAAUCAUUUUCAUGAACACUCACAGAUUUAUAUCUGAUGCAUCCAUCCACCCUCUAAACACACACACAUACAAGUACACAUUUCUUUUUACAUUUACACACUUUUAUAAACAUUCAAAUAUUUUACCUCCACACUUCUUUAAAUCCAGGGAUGCAGACAGCACACACUAAUGAUGCCCCCUCUCUCCACAGCACAUCAUAAAGUUCCACAGGGCGUCCAAGGCUAACAAGAAGCCCCUGCAGCUGCCCAGGGGUAUGGUCAAGUCCCUGCUCUACCAGAUCCUGGACGGCAUCCAUUACCUACACGCUAACUGGGUCCUACACAGAGACCUGGUGAGGGAGGGGGGGAGAGGGUAGGGAGGGAAGGAGAGAGUGCAUCCAUUUCCUGCACGCCAACUUGGUCCUACACAGAGACCUGGCCCUUUUCUCAAUUGGAUUUGCUCAACUCCUCCGCCUUCUCUCGCCUCCUUUUGAAAAGGUAAAAGGUAAUCGAGGAGAGGCGCUGAGGGGAGGGAACGUGAACGAAAAUGUGCUUAUAUGAAAUUAGAUUCUCCUCUCUAUUCGUGCGUCAUCAGGCAAAUUACGUUUACAGGGGUGGAAUCCCAAAAUAUAUGUAACGUGAUAAAACAAAUGUAGCUAGUUCUGCAAGACAUUUUCUAGAUAAAAGGAUAAGUAGCAUAUCAUUUUAAAAUGUUUGCAUGCUUUUCUCCUCAGAGUAAGCAACAAGGGGGUGUGGCAGAUAUCAAAAGUAUUCUGUGAAGGACUCAGGUAGGAUACACAUGACCAUCCUCGAUGAAAGGAGGCUAUCGAGGAGGGGAGGACACUCUUCCGUUUGCCUACUAACAAAUUGACACUCCUCGACCAUUUAUCGGUUUCCGGGUCACGGAGGAGAGCGGACGGAGGACAGACUUUUGCCCAAAUGAGAAAAGGCCUUUGUAUGAGAAGGAGAGGAGGGGGGGAGAGAGAAAGAAGAGGGGGCAAUGGGGGGAGAGUGGGCAUCCAUUACCUGCACGCCAACUGGGUCCUACACAUAGACCUGGUGAGAGAGAGGGGGGGGGGGGGGGGGGGGGGGAGAGGAAGAAGAGGGGAGGAGAGAGCAGUGGGGAGGACGGGGAGAGGAAAAGAGGGAUGCAGGAAAUGGUACAGUGGCUUAGCACUGUGUGGUUGGGUACCCUGGUGGAGGAAAUGGAGGUGCCUGGCCUGCUUCUCUCCUGGAAGUAAUGUUCAUUGUUAUGCCACCAGAGGGCAGCAUUGACACUACCUGGACCAUUCAAAUGUGAUUCAGCAUUAAGGGGCCAAACUAAUCUUAAUUCCUCUCGGUUAAUAUGUAUCAGUGUGGGUAUUAGGAUAAUGGACGAAAAUAUUUGGGUGAUAUUAACUGUUAAUAUGUUUUUCCCCCAGAAACCUGCCAACAUCCUAGUGAUGGGGGAGGGGCCAGAGAGGGGUCGAGUAAAGAUCGGUACGACAGAGUGUUUUUUCUCAGCAUAAGGUUUAGUCAGUACAUAGAAUGGCUAUAGUUAAUUCACUGGUCAUUACACAUUAUUUGAACAUUAUACUACAUUAUCAUAUUAUUAUGUUGCUUAUUUAUUUAUUGUGUCUUGCUCUACAGCGGACAUGGGCUUUGCCCGCCUCUUUAACUCACCACUGAAGCCUUUAGCAGAUCUGGACCCUGUGGUGGUCACCUUCUGGUACAGGGCACCAGAGCUGCUGCUGGGGGCCAGGCACUACACCAAAGCCAUCGGUGAGAACAGCCACGGGGUGUGUGUGUGUACUGUGUACCAAGAGCUGAAGUUCUGAGCUAUCCUUCCACCAUCCUAGGAUAAAUACUGUUGUGUGUGUGUGUGCAUGUUUGUGCGAGCAUGUUCAAGUGGGUGGCUGUGCAUGGGCGUGGUUUAGAACACAGUGUGAUAUCCAGGGCUCUAUGCUGACAUUUUUUACAAGGAGCACAUGCUCCUAAGUUGAUAAAUGUAGGAGCACAUUAAGAAAUGUAGGUGCACAAUGACAAAUAUUAGAGGUAUUGAUAAUUUGCCAGCAAUUACUAAAUAUAAAAAUUAGUGGCACUGGUGGCCCAAAUAUUUAGGAGCAUAUGCGACCAAAAUGGUAGCACUGUUGAGCCCUGAUAUCUCUAAUCCUCCCUGUGCAUCUGUCAGACAUCUGGGCGAUUGGCUGCAUCUUUGCCGAGCUGUUGACGUCUGAGCCCAUCUUCCACUGUCGCCAAGAGGACAUCAAGACCAGUAACCCCUACCACCACGACCAGCUGGACCGCAUCUUCAACGUCAUGGGCUUCCCCGCUGGUGAGAGAGCUGGGCUGGGGCUGGGGCUGGGGCUGUGGCUGGGACUGGCCUCCUAUAGAACCACCACACAUAGGCCACGAAACCACCAUGUAGAGGCCAAGAAUACUUCAAAACUGGCUCUGGAUAUAGAGGGUUGCCCGUGAGUGCUGGGUACUCUCAUAACUUAUCAGGACACGCCUAUGUGCAUUGAAAUGGUUGCUCGUAUGUGUUAAAUUAUUCACCUUGUUCCAACCGAAUACCCAUACGUGCGUUCUAAAUAGUUGGCUUUUUGGGUAUGCAAAAAUAUAACGUUUUAUAGUAUAGUAAUGCUUUAAAUGGCAGGAUUUCAUAUUAAUUUAGGCUUUUCAUCAAGUAGAAUUCGCUGCACACUAUUGAGGAAGAGCAUCGUCUUUUCAUACUCGCAUCUUUUUCACACUCUGAUAAUCAGAAUAGGGGAUGCGCUCUACCAAAAUGAACGAAUGGCUGGGAACAAGCACGAUUGCGCAUUAGAUGACGACUUCUCAGCAUGGAUCAACCUAGUAUGUUGAUAUUUGUUACUUGCUGCAUACGUUUUUACUAAACAGUAUGUUCUAAAUAGUAUGUAGACUUAUUAGUACACAAUAUGUACUUUUAGUAAGUAGGAGGCAAGACAGAUUUCGGACAUGUGUAAUUGAACCUGCCUGGCAAAUAGUGAUAUAAUACUGAAUGACGAGUGUACUUAAACCAUGACUAGGCACAGUUCUAUUCUGGCCUGGCUUGUAUGAGCCCAAAGCAAUCUAUCUGUCCUGUACAAGCACUAACUGACAGUCUGAUGAUGUAAUCCUCAGAGAAGGACUGGGAAGACAUAAAGAAGAUGCCAGAGCACUCCACUCUGAUGAAAGACUUCAGAAGGAACACGUGAGUGGCUUUUUGUCUGCCUGCAUGCUUCCUGCCAGCUCUGAACAAGAUCAUUUUUAGGAUUUUAAUAUUGGAUUCGUCUUCCCAUCCACUAGAAAUAACAUGUUGUAUCACAGGUAUACAAACUGAAAUAACAUGUUGUAUCACAGGUAUACAAACUGAAAUAACAUGUUGUAUCACAGGUAUACAAACUGCAGCCUUAUAAAAUACAUGGAGAAGCACAAAGUCAAACCAGACAGCAAAGCAUUCCAUUUGGUGAGUUGAAAUUAGUUUUCUCAGUCUAAUGUUGCCUGAACGUUGUUGUUGUUACAUAGCAUUGUUCAGUCUGACGUUGUAUGAAAGUUCAGUGUUUUACUCGUGGUGUGUCUAACGUUGUGUGAACGUUGUGUGUAGCUCCAGAAGCUGCUGACCAUGGACCCGAUCCGCAGGAUCACAUCUGAGCAGGCCAUGCAGGACCCUUACUUCCUGGAGGAACCACUGCCUACCUCAGAGUGAGUCAGGACCCUAAUACAACUUUAGAACACAUUUAUUACUACAUGUAUUACAACAUUAUAACACUUACUACAUGUAGUACAACAUUUAUAACACAUGUAUAACUAUGCUGGAAAAAAAUAUAAACGCAACAUGUAAAGUGUUGGUCCCAUGUUUCAUGAGCUGAUCCCAGAACAUUUUCAUAUGCACAAAAAGCUUAAUUCUCUCAAAUUUCGUGCACAAAUGUGUUUAAAUCUUUGUUAGUGAGCAUUUCGCCUUUGCCAAGAUAAUCCAUCCACCUGACAGGUGUGGCAUAUCAGGAAGCGGAUUAAACAGCAUGAUCAUUACACAGGUGCACCUUGUGCUGGGGACAAUAAACGGCCACUCUAAAAUGUGCAGUUUUGUCACACAGCACAAUGCCACAGAUGUCUCAAGUUUUGAGGGAGCGUGCAGUUGGCGUUCUGACUGCAGGAAUGUCCACCAGAGCUGUUGCCAGAGAAUUGAAUGUUCAUUUCUCUACCAUAAGCCGCCUCUAAAGUCCAACCGGCCUCAUAACCGCAGACCAUGUGUAACCACGCCAGCCCAGGACCUCCACAUCCGGCUUCUUCACCUGCGGGGUCGUCUUGAGACCAGCCGCCCUGACAGUUGAUGAAACUGAGGAGUAUUUCUGUCAGCAAUAAAGCCCUUUUGUGUGGAACAACUAUUUCUGGCAACGCCCCUGCCCAGUCAUGUAUAUUUUUGUUCAGUAUAUAUUAAAACGACUAACACAUGUAUUACUACAUUACAACAUAAUACAUGUAUUACUAUAUUAAAACAACUAAUGCAUUAUUACUGCAUGUAUUACAACAAAGCACAUGACUACAUAUAUCACAUUAUUACUACAUGUCUAGAGUGAUGUGGGGGUAUAGCCUGUAAGAUAAGUGGUGUGCUUGUGUCAGUGUGUUUGCAGGCUGCCAGAUACCAUACCCCAAGAGGGAGUUCCUGACAGAGGAGGAGCCAGAGGACAAGGCAGAGAAAGUCAGAAAUGUGUGUGCCUCAUAUCUUUACAUUUGGGUCAAAAUAUAUAGGAUUACAUUUAAGUGUGUUUUUGCGUGCGUUUGUUUGUGUGUGUUUAGUCAACUAUAGAGUAAAGGUUUAAAGGGAACAUUUUGAGUGUAUUUGAUGAAGGCUUGGGUGUUGUUGUUUAAUAUUCCAGAAGAACCAGCAGCAGGGGAACAACCACACCAAUGGGGCGGGGCACACCGGUAACCCUGACAACAGCCACGCCCAGGGCCCGCCCCUAAAGAAGGUGCGAGUGGUUCCGCCCGUCACUACCUCAAGUGGCCUCAUUAUGACCUCAGACUACCAGGUAGGGUAGUCUCACACACACACAUGCACAAUUGCACACAUACAUACCUACAUACAUACAUACAAAGCAGUUACUAUAUAGCAUAGCAAUACCAUAUUGAUAGCAUGAUUUUGCUGUAAAUAAAGAGUCUGAUUAGUUACCUCAUCUCUGUAUCUCUCGCUCAGCGCUCCAAUCCGCAUGCUGCCUACCAGAACCCCGGACCAAGCACAUCACUGCCCCAAAGCAGCAUCGGAUACUCCUCUACCUCCCAGCAGCCCCCACAGUACUCACACCAGACCCACCGUUACUGACCCCGACCCAGCCCUCGCCAGGCCCACUAGGGGGAAUGUACUGAGGGAGGUGGGUGUGUCCAUGGCAAUAGCCUCCCCUUCCCCACCGGUCCACCCUCACUGCAGCAGUCCGUUAGCCCAGUAUGAAAUACAAUGAGCCCAUCCUGAAAAUAACACGGCAGAACAUGACUUCAACCAUGAGCAACACAUAGACUAAACCGCAAAACUAGAGGAAGAUAAAGAUGGAGGAGAACAGAUGCUGUUAGUUUCCUUUGUUCCUCUCAUGGUCGCUGUGUCUGACCAUUCAAAAGUUAACCUUCAGAACUGGUACUGAACAAAAGCCACAACAAGACAAGCAAACAGAAGAUGGCUUCAUUUUAAGUAAAGGCCACCCAGGGUCUUACCCUCCUCACCUCACCACCUCCAACAAAGCUCUCCCCCUUUCCAGCCGGAUCCCCUCUUCCCGUUGAAGCUUCGAUGAGACUAAAGCUGCUAUGUGACUGCCAGCAUCGACAGAGUACAUUCCCCUCUGUCCUCAUGUCUGUCUACAUCUGUCUGUCCGCCCUUCCGAGGGCGUCUUCGCUGGGGACUGAACUGAGCUGCUGACAGGAGCAUGCUGGGAGUUUGUGGGCCCCAUCCACAGCUCUUGUUGAGGGCGUUAUUGAGACAAAAACAAACAAAAAAACAAAAUAAUAAGAAAAAAAACUUGAUAUUAGUAGUUUAUAAUUGAAUGAGUUUUCCUUGGUUUUGUUUUCACUGACUGUAUAAAAAACAGUGGCGAAGCAGCUUCCGUUGGGCUGAGAGAGAGCAGCCGUUUUUAUCGCUGUGGGCAAAACCUUAGAACUUCAUAAUGACAAAACCAACCAAUCGUGUGGAGGACAGCAUAUGGAACAUGCAUUGUACUGUAUUGUAUUUAAAUAUUUUACAUGAAGCAAGUAUCCUGACAAUAAAAAGUGAAAACGUUAACA